CAGAAAGUUCGCCUCUUUGGACCUGAAGCCCAAUUAGCGGCGUGGCCAAAUGAAUGGCAGCCUUUGAAAGCCAACCGGAGGAGCGGCAUUAGGCAGUCCUGUCAGAGCGCAAAGCGGGCCUUCUUACACGCCGACAUGGAGCGCUCCAGUAGUUCCAUCAGACACGGCUCCAACCCUCUCGGCAAGAGUUUGCGGGGCCGCCGUCGGCUCUCGGCGCCGGCUUCGGCAACAGCCUUGAGCGGCGGGGGUGGCGCGGCCGCGCGGCCUGCUGCCGGAGGGGCCCUGGUGGAUGUUGCCGAGCGCGACGCCUUCGAGAGAGGGCAGACUGUCAGCAUCAACAAGGCCAUUAAUGCUCAGGAAGUUGCUGUCAAAGAGAAACAUGCCAGAACAUGCAUCCUGGGAACCCACCAUGAAAAAGGAGCCCACACCUUCUGGUCUGUUGUAAACCGCCUACCCCUUUCCAGCAAUGCUGUCCUGUGCUGGAAGUUUUGCCAUGUCUUCCACAAGCUUCUCCGUGAUGGACAUCCAAAUGUCUUGAAGGAUUCUGUGAGAUACAAGAAUGAGCUCAGUGACAUGAGCCGCAUGUGGGGCCAUUUGAGUGAGGGUUAUGGACAAUUAUGUAGCAUCUACCUCAAAUUGCUGAGAACCAAGAUGGAAUUCCACACAAAAAAUCCCAGAUUCCCAGGAAACCUCCAGAUGUCAGACAGACAGCUUGAUGAGACGGGCGAGAAUGAUGUGAAUAACUUUUUCCAGCUCACUGUGGAAAUGUUUGACUAUUUGGAAUGUGAACUCAACCUAUUUCAGACAGUGUUCAGUUCCUUGGACAUGUCUCGCUCUGUGUCGGUCACAGCUGCCGGGCAGUGCCGCUUGGCCCCUCUGAUUCAGGUCAUUCUAGACUGCAGCCACCUCUAUGACUACACAGUAAAAUUGCUGUUCAAGUUACACUCCUGUCUCCCAGCUGAUACACUCCAAGGCCACAGAGACCGUUUCCUGGAGCAGUUCAAAAAGCUGAAGGAUCUCUUCUAUCGCUCCAGCAACCUGCAAUAUUUCAAAAGGCUGAUUCAGAUCCCACAGCUGCCUGAGAAUCCCCCCAACUUUCUGCGGGCCUCAGCACUCUCUGAACACAUCAGCCCUGUUGUUGUCAUCCCAUUGGAAGCUUCAUCCCCAGACAGUGAACCCAUCAUGGAUCUCGUUGAAAUGGAAACUUCCUCACAGAAGAGUCUCUUUGACAAUAAGUUUGAUGACAUCUUUGGCAGUUCUUUCAGCAAUGAUCCCUUUAACUUUAACAGCCAGAAUGGGAUGACCAAGGAUGACAAGGACAGGUUAAUUGAACAGCUGCACAGAGAAAUGGACACCCUUAAGGAUGAGCUCAAGAAUUUCAAAGCUGAGAGUCACCGCCUGGUGAUGCAGCUGAAGGGCCGUAUCAGUGAGCUGGAAGCUGAGCUGGAAGAGCAGAAGCACCUAAAGCAGCAGGCACUAGAUGAGAGUGACUUCUUGCGCACAGAACUGGAUGAAUGGAGAAAGAGGCAUGAGGAUACAGAGAAAGCCCAGCGAAGCCUGACAGAGAUUGAGAGGAAAGCACAAACCACAGAGCAGCGCUAUGUGAAGCUAAAGGAAAAGUACAGUGAACUGGUGCAGAAUCACGCAGACCUCCUGCGCAAGAAUGCUGAAGUCACCAAGCAGAUGACUAUGGCAAGACAGGUCCAAAGUGACACAGAGCGUGACAAGAAAGAGCUUGAGGACUCCUUUCAGCGGCUGAGUGAGCAAGCCCAGCGAAAGACACAGGAACAGGCAGAGAUCUUGGAAACAUUGAAGAGAGAGCUAAUUGCCAGCAAACAGGAGCUUCAAUGUCUCCAGAGCACUGUUGAUUCCACUGCACAGUUUGAAGCAGAGCACACCACUCAUCUGGCUGCCCUGAAGCAAGAGAAAGACGUUCUCACAGAGACCAUGGCUCAGCGUGAUCAGCAGAUGACAGCUUUGGAAGCUGAAGGGCAGCAGUUAAAGGCUGCACUUGAAAAGGAAAAGGAAUACAGCAGUAAGACAAUCCAGGAAUUGCAGAACCGCUUGGGGGAAAUAGAAGGCAACACACAGGCUCUUCAGCAGGAGCUUCUGGACAAACAGUUUGUGCUCCUUCAGUGUGCCGUGAAAGAGGCUGAACAAAUGGUACAGGAUGCUCUCAAUCAACUCGAAGACCCCACUCAUAUCCGUAGUACAAGUUCUGCAGAUUACCUUUUAUCAAGGACCCGUGCAGCUUCUGAAUGCGUGGAGCGGCUACAGGAAGCACGUGGCCAAUACCUUUCUGACCAAUCAGAUGUGAGCAGUUUGUUAUCAUGUGUGCCUCUUUUUGCUCACCUGAUUGGUGAUGCCAUUCUGCAGGCUAGUGCCACAUCACACAUGGCUCCCAUGGAAUCUGCUGAUUUGCUAUUGGAGACCAGCAAGCAAUGUGGGAAUGAGACCUUGCACUACUUGGGAAUGCUGAAAGAUAAAGCUACUUUGGAAAGUGCUGAUUGCGCUGCUGUCAGGAAUUGUCUCAACCAGAUCACUUCAAUUGGACAGGAUCUGCGGCCGAAAGGCCUGGAUGUUGAGGAAGAGAAACUGGGGGAUCUGGUUGAUGAAGAGAUGGCAGCAACGGCGGCAGCCGUUGAGAUAGCUGCUGCCAGGAUUGAGGAGAUGCUGAACAAAUCACGAGCAAGGGACAGAGGAGUCAAGUUUGAGGUCAACGAGAGGAUUUUGGGGUCCUGCACAGACUUAAUGCAGGCCAUUCAACUUUUGGUGUUGGCUUCCAAGGACCUCCAACAAGAGAUUGUGGAGAGUGGAAGGGGAGCAGCAUCCCCCAAAGAAUUCUAUGCCAGAAAUUCCCGUUGGACAGAGGGCCUGAUUUCUGCUUCCAAGGCUGUAGGCUGGGGAGCAACGGUGAUGGUAGAUGCUGCUGACCUUGUAGUUCAAGGGAAUGGGAAAUUUGAAGAACUCAUGGUUUGUUCGCAUGAAAUUGCAGCAAGCACAGCUCAGCUUGUUGCUGCUUCAAAGGUAAAAGCAGACAAAGACAGUGUAAAUCUCAGCAAGCUUCAGAUUGCCUCUCGAGGAGUCAAUCAGGCAACAGCCAAAGUCGUGGCUUCCACUAAGUCAGGAAAAUCACAAAUACAGGAGAAAGAUAGCAUGGACUUCUCUGACAUGACACUAACACAGAUCAAACGCCAAGAAAUGGACUCUCAGGUUCGAGUCUUGGAACUGGAGAGCCAACUGCAGAAGGAACGCCAGCGCCUGGGUGAGCUCCGUAAGAAGCACUAUGAGCUGGGAGGCGUAGCUGAGGGUUGGGAUGAGAAUGGAGCAGAUUAGGAUCUCUGUGAAAGCAGACAGAGAAGAAGACCCUUCAGUUGGUGUGACUACUUCUGAAUAUGAAUGAUAAACUCAUUUGAAUAUACCACAAAGCCUGUGCUCAUCAACAAUGCAUUCAUACUUGGGGCUGGCCCUGCAGGGUCCUCUGUGACUAAGAAGAGAGCAGCAAAGAUGUGGGGGAGAAAAAUAGUUUCCUAGCCGCAACAGUAUCCAUAGCAUUGCCCUGCCAUAGCCAUAAAACACAAAUCCUGCGUCCAUACGUGUGUUGCAGCAUUUCUGCAGAGUUGGAUUUCCUCUUGCCUCUUCCCAGGUCACUUCCUUAUUUUGCACAGCCUCUGAUUUGUCAACUUUGGCUCUAUACCAGACCAGGGAUAGUACUGCUUAUUCUCUUUGCUUGCCUUUUCUCAGAGCCAGGAUGGUGGCAGGAUGUUGGUUAAAAGUCUUGAGUCUAUCCAUACACGUAAAGGUACCAGUCUCUCUGGGGGCCACUUCGGUCUUUUCAGAAAAGGGGUUGAUGUAACCUGGUCUGCCACAUCUCAGGAACUGCAACCUUCUCAGUUUCUCAUUUUGCUGCCCCAUCCUGCCUUGCUCCAACAAAGUGGGACACAUGUCCACUGCCUCAGAGUAGUUCACUGUGCUUUGAGCAGCAAUAAACAACUGAGAAUCCAGAAGUAGGAAUUGCUAGUGGGGAAGGGAGACUGAAGGGGGCCCAAGGAACUGACUUUAUAUUUGACAAUUGUUAGGGGCACCCAGUCCACAUACCAGCCAGUUGACCUUUUGACCACCUGUACUCCAUGAGCAAAGCAGAAGCUGCCUAGAGCCAGAUGACCUCAGCACAGUUUGUUAGUUUUUCUUUAACCAUCUAAGAAAUGACCAGUAGUACCAGGCCGCUGUGCCACCUGGAAGGUGAACUGGAUUCUUUGAUAGAUGAUGUGGUUACUCUUCCCCCUGCCUUCUAUACCACUGCCUUCCAUGACAGCUGUCUCAGGCACCCCUCAUGAUCACUGUGAGCCUCUAAGGAAAGAAAAAGCAGAAGAAAGAAGAAUAAAGAUGCUGUUGCCUAUAAAUUGGAUAUUUCAAUCUUGCUUUUGCUGUAUAAGGAAGGGCCUGAGGACUAAGCUCUUCCAUCAGCAUCAGACAAAAUGUUAUACCAAAGGAAGUCCUGAGUGAAGAACAUCUGUAGUCUGGCAUUAGAUUAGUAAAAGCUGUCGUAGUGGUUUUCAGAUACGGAACAUUUUAUUUACUCCCAUCAUACUUGUGUGGACUAGUAUCAUUGUCAGACGGACAACAGAAAAACAAGUAGCAAAACCUAUACUGUCUCCUAAGUGAAGCAAGUCUGCUGAGGGAAAAAUCUAACCAAGCCUGUUCCAUAUCUCAGAUGGGGCAAUUAGUCUGAAGCCAUGUAUCUUUCUGGUGUUUUGGGUAGGGCUGCCCUACACCUGAUUUCUGCAAGCUAGCUGAUGUAUGUCAGACAUACGGUUGGGGGCCUUCAUGAUGUGAUCCAAGUAGAAUAAUUUGGCUAACUUGUGUUGCCUAAAAUGUCUCCAAAGUGGUGCUUAUGUUUAGCAGGUGCUGCCAAGGGAUCUGGGGUUUUUGAAAGUUCAACAUUAGAAGAAGCCAUGAGAAGGCUAAUGAGCCUGGUAUCAGCUAUUUUAUGGAGACUAGAGGCCAUUUUGGCUUUGCCUUCAGUUAGAGAAGCUCAUAAAUCUGGUUCCUGAAUGAGCUGCCAUGGCCUUUGGCAUACCUAACUCCUUGCCAACCUCUUAACUCUGUCUCCCAACUCAGAUAAGCUUAUCUAUUGCACACUGCCAUUUGGGGAGGGAGCAAAAGACCUAGGGCUUCUUCUCUUCUUUCUCAAAGGGUCUGUCCACCUAUCUUCUCUUCUCCCCCCCAAGUUCUUUUCCUAAAAGCACUGCAUAGGCCGACCAGCCUAUCAAAUACUGGUGCCUGUUAUGCCCCAGGUCGCCUUGCCAUAUGGCUGGCAGCCCAAAUACCAAAUAGCACUUCUCCCACCGCCAGCUUGAAUGAGGCCAAUCAGCUGCCUGUCUGCCUCACUCCAAAACAUCAGGUACUAUCCUGUUGCCACAGCACAUGAGGCAUUUCCUAUGGCGCUGAAAUGCCCUUGCUCAGCCUUUCCAGGGACAUCCCUUCAAUGUCUGGUGCCCUCCCCAACUACCUCAGGUUUUCAGGCUGACUGGCCAUGCAUGUGGAGGACAAAAAGGAAGAAAACUAAGAAGGAUUUAAUGUGAGACUUGGAUAAGAACAAUUUUGUUGUGCUAGAAAAAUUAUUUCCUCAGUGCUUGCUCUUCUUUUCUUUUCUUUUUACUUUUCCUAAAGGUGGUAAUGAACAAACUUCCAUUAGAACAGUUUUCCUUAAAAUGACAAAAAUGCUACCUAGGGCCCAAUCUCCAACAACUGACCCAGGCAGCCAGCUCUUUUCUUUCCAAGAAAACUUUUAAUUAUUGUAUUAAAUACAUUUUUCUUUGUAUAAUAUGUUACAUGUGUGUGUUCAAUUUUUAAAUAAAUAUUUCAACCCAC
This is a messenger RNA of Notechis scutatus (mainland tiger snake), 5874 nucleotides long. RefSeq names its product huntingtin interacting protein 1 (gene HIP1). NCBI's taxonomy places the organism in Eukaryota, Metazoa, Chordata, Lepidosauria, Squamata, Elapidae. The record is from RefSeq and is a predicted model, not a curated record. Gene Ontology annotation, molecular function: actin filament binding; phosphatidylinositol-3,5-bisphosphate binding; phosphatidylinositol-3,4-bisphosphate binding. Gene Ontology annotation, biological process: actin filament organization; endocytosis; clathrin coat assembly. Gene Ontology annotation, cellular component: presynapse; cortical actin cytoskeleton; clathrin-coated vesicle.